Medioppia subpectinata is the source of this 1185-nucleotide messenger RNA. NCBI's taxonomy places the organism in Eukaryota, Metazoa, Arthropoda, Arachnida, Sarcoptiformes, Oppiidae. The record is from the annotation of a GenBank genome assembly.
UGAGUGAGCAGUGAAUGAAUGAACGAAUCGAUAGUCCGAUAGUCAGUAUGUUUUGACCCAAUUCUUAGCAUUUGUGACACUUUUGCCACUAUUUUCGUGAUUUGCUUUCAUUUGGCGUUUAAUUUAGUUUUGGUUUUGUUUUAUCCGUUUAUAUAACCAUUGAUUUCAAUGUAAUUCAAAAUGAAAAGAGUUGUCAUAUUUGUGAACGGAUCCAAAAUCGACGGCAAAGUGUUUUCAGUGGACCACUCGUUGGAUGAGUUGCUGACCAACUCUUCGCAGAAGUUUGGCGUCCAAUGCAAACGUCUCUUCACUAAAGAUGGCGGAGAGAUAGACGACAUCCAACUCGUCAAAGACGAUGACAUACUCUAUGUCUCAGACGGACAGCCGUUCAUCAAACCCACCGCCGAUGACACCAACAAAGACACCAAUAAAAGUAUUAUAAACAUAAACUCCGCCAACGAAUGGAUUCUUCUGAAUAUCGGCGGAAAGAUCUUCUCGACGACGAGAAGCACAUUAGUGGCCAAAGAGCCGAAUUCAAUGCUCGCCCGUAUGUUUGCCAUCGAAAACGACAACUCAAUGAUCCUCCCGUCGCCCAAAGACAAGAGCGGAGCCUUUCUUAUCGACAGAAGUCCCGAAUAUUUUGAGCCAAUACUCGGUUACCUAAGACACGGACAGCUGAUCGUCGACCGCAAUGUCAACCCUCAGGGCGUCUUAGAAGAGGCAAAGUUUUACGGAAUCACUUCACUUAUACCCGAAUUGGAGUCAAUGAUCAUCGAAGAGAUUCCCGACUCGACGACAGCGCCGCUCACGAGACGCGAUGUCAUCAACGCUAUCGUCAAGACGUCCACCACUUCGGAGCUCCGGUUUCAGGGCGUGAACUUAGCCGGCGCUGACUUAUCGCGACUCGAUUUAAGUUAUAUUAAUUUCAAAUACGCCAAUCUUAAGGCCGCCCGACUUCAGGUCCGUUUGCCACACACUUUGCCCUACAUUUGGAUUGCGUUUAACAUAUGUACAAAUAUGGAGGAACCGCACGGAAAUAGGACUAAUAUGGAAGGAGUGAAUCUAAAAGGGGCUAAUCUGGAGGGAAGUCAAAUGGCAGGGGUUAACCUCAGGGUUGCGACUCUGAAGAACUCGAAUUUGCAAAACUGUGAUCUUAGAGGGGCGGUGUUGGCCGGCGCUGAUUUA